AUGAGUGGUAUCCUUGUUUCAAUGGCUUGGCAAAAAGCAUUGAUGGUGAAGGAUGGGAAGUCGAAAAGCAUGGAGAUGUUUGACGGUGAAUCUAGGCAGCUUCCCUAUCAUUUUACAAUCACCUCUAAUUUUGUGCAGGUCAAAGAAGCUUCAUAUACAAGACUCUGCAGUACCAAGGAUAUUUUGACAGUAAAUGGUCUAUUUCCAGGACCAACCUUACACCUUCGUCAGGGAGAUACCGCCUUUGUUCAUGUCCAUAACAAAGGAAAAGAAAACUUCACUAUUCACUGGCAUGGAAUUUUACAGCCAAUGUAUCCAUGGUCCGAUGGUCCAGAGUUCAUAACUCAGUGCCCUAUCAUGCCAGGAAACUCUUUUAUCCAAAAAGUCAUAAUCACAGAAGAGAUUGGAACUUUGUGGUGGCAUGGUCAUAGUGACUGGUCUCGAGCGACAGUUCAUGGCGCAAUCAUUAUUUACCCCAAAAGGGGAGAUAGAUACCCGUUUCCUAAGCCUGAUGCAGAAAUUCCCAUCAUAUUAGGAGAAUGGUGGAAGAGAAAUAUAACAGAUGUGGUGGAAGAGUUUUUACAUAGUGGGGGAGACCCUGCGCGGUCUGAUGCUUUCAUGAUAAACAGCCAUCCUGGCGAUUUUAAUUCAUGUUCAGUAAUACCAGAUACAUUCAAGUUGAAUGUGACUUCUGGAAGAACUUAUUUGCUCCGGAUGGUCAAUGCUUUGUGGGAACAGAUGGAAGCUACACAAAGCAAUUAA
Coffea arabica (coffee) is the source of this 762-nucleotide messenger RNA. Lineage: Eukaryota; Viridiplantae; Streptophyta; Magnoliopsida; Gentianales; Rubiaceae. The record is from RefSeq and is a predicted model, not a curated record.